UGUUUACGGUUGGUCUCUCGUUUUCACUCUAGCAGCUUCUCCGAUAGCUUCAUUGACGAAGAUCCACAGAAAGCUUUGGAGGAACUCAGUGAGGCCCUGCAAAGAGAUUCUGACAAUGCUGACUGGUUGUGUCAGCGUGCCUAUGCUUACAUACUCCUCAAUAAAUACGACUGUGCUGCUGAUGACGCCAAGAAAGCCCAACAGCUGAAACCAAGCCUUCCUCUAACUUUCCUGCGUUCUGGCAUAGCAGAGUACCACCUGAAACGCUUCGAGUCAGCACAUGCAGCCUUCACUCAGGGACACCAACUAGAUGAUUCUGACAAGUCAUUUGAGGUUUGGAUCAAACGUUGUGAAGAGAUGAUGGAUGGUAAGCACGACUGGUACCAAACAGAAUCUCAAGUCAUUGUCACAGUUAUGGCAAAAAAUGUGCCCAAGGAUGGCGUGUGGGUCAGCUUCAGGGAAAAAGAGGUCUCCGCAAAGAUCCAGCUGGCUUCUGGGGAGAGCUACAACUUCCAACUCCGCCUUCUGCAUCCCAUCAAUCCCCAACAGAGCAACUUCAAGAUCCUCUCCACCAAGGUAACGCUU
Menidia menidia (Atlantic silverside) is the source of this 585-nucleotide messenger RNA. The record is from the annotation of a GenBank genome assembly. Lineage: Eukaryota; Metazoa; Chordata; Actinopteri; Atheriniformes; Atherinopsidae.